AUGGUGUCCAGGGCACCGUCCCCCGAGAUCCUCCCGGAGGAAGCGGGAGGAGUGCUGCGGAAGCGCUUCACCCUGGGGCAGGGCCUGCGGAGGCAGCGGCUGGUUGUGGCCGAAGCUUUCGUCAGGGGAAGAGGGAAGGAGGAUCGGGAAACCCAAAUGACCACCGUGUGCUGGGCCAAGAGGGCUAAAGGGAACCAAAGGGCCUCCCCCAAAGCCAGAGAGAGCCCGAGCGCACCCCGCCCCACACUGCACGGGCACACCUACACACCCCGCACCACGCGCACGGGGCACGACCCGACGGCGCACACCUCGCUGACCCUGACACCGCCACCCCCGGCGGCCCGGACCCUGCACACACAUCUGCCGUGGACCCCCGCCCCGCGCCCCCUUACUCAACCCCACCACCUUGCGGAGCCACAGCCACCCACUGGGCACGCACAGCAGGCACUUCGGCAUCCACUCACACCUAAACUCCGGGGGGACGCGCGUCCCAUCCGCGACGGCGGCCGCGGCUCCCCGCCCCACUCGCCGCAACCUCCCACGAGGCGUCCCGCCCCCAGCCCGGCCUUCGGGUCCCAGGCGGCCGCACCCGCCGGCCCCCCCCCUCCCCGGCCCCGGCGCUGCCCCCGGGGGCCGCCGCGGCCGCGCAGACCGGUCCCCGCCCCGCCUCGCCGGCCGCGCGGCGGGGACGCCCGCCCGCCGCCUCUCCGCGCGUCCCCUCCCUCCGCCCGGCCUCGCCGGUGGAAAGGCGAGCGGCAUGGAGCGCGUAAUAAGAGAGUUGGAGUCGGAAAGAGCCGCCCCAGUCGCCGGGGAAGCGGGCGGUCAGCGCGGGCUCCGGCGGCCCCCCGGCUCCGAGCGCCCGCCCCCGGCCCCGCAGCGGCCCCGGCCCGGCCCCUAGCCCCCGCCGACCGCGCCCUCCCCGGGCCGCCCCGCCGGCCCCGGGUCCGAGCCAUGCGCCGCUGA
Messenger RNA from Hippopotamus amphibius kiboko, 963 nucleotides. Its product is annotated as proline-rich protein 2-like. The transcript is spliced from 4 exons. NCBI's taxonomy places the organism in Eukaryota, Metazoa, Chordata, Mammalia, Artiodactyla, Hippopotamidae. The record is from RefSeq and is a predicted model, not a curated record. The coding region runs from base 1 to 963 and encodes 320 amino acids.